UGCUCGUACAGUACGGGUCGGGUUGAGCGAGCGAGCGAGCAAGCGCCCGCAAUUUUUGGGCAGGCUAGGGUGCCAACAGCAACAAAACAGAGCGCACGAAGCGUACGCCACUGCAAGUCAGUCGAUUGGCGGCGGUCGCGUUAGAUGGGUUUCGCUGAAGCGCGCGCGUUAGGCGGCUAGAGCGGUUCGCUGUGACUCUGUGUUUUACUUUGCAGGAUCAAAGCUGCUGAAGCUCACGGGUCUCAGUCUCAGGCAGGACGGAAGCGGAGACAGAGCCGGGGAGCAGCUGGACACCAUUUCGUGCCGUUCUGUUGGACGGCGCACGAAAAUUGGACGACAAACUGAAGUGUAUCAAACAGAAGAAAGAACAAUAAAAGCAAAUCAAAACACACAGAGAGGGAGAGAGAGAAAGAGAGAGAGAGAGAGAGAGAGAGAGAGAGAGAGAGAGAGAGAGAGAGAGAGAGAGAGAGAGAGAAAUAGUGACACAUAUAAACACUCACCUCUAACAUCGUGUAGUGUGUGUGUGUGUAUAGGGUUAUGUGAAGUUUUGUGUGAAAAUCGCAAGCAAAACUGUUGAGUCGUUCGAGUGCUUUCGCAGCCUUUUCGGGUUGCUAGCCACUUGGCUGUGUUUAUGUGUGCGUGUGUGUGUGUGUGUGUGUGCUGCAGCGCGAUGUAGGUUGUGCCCUUUCCGCCCUCCCUGCAUAAGGCCUUGAACGGCAGUGGAACGUAUCUGUAGGCCAUCCCCUCUCGACGCGUUCCAAUUAAAGGGGCACGCCGUGCGGGCAGGCCCGGGCGAAAGUGUUUCUAUCAACCAGGAGGACACACGAGAAUAAAUAUUUACCCCCGGAUUCGCCCUUUCUACCCCUUGAAGCUGUGUGUGUGUGUGUGCUUGGGUACAAUUCGGGCGUCUGUUCACACCGGAUCUCGCACCGAAACCGGCGGAAGCAGCGUUGGCACGACCGUGACCCCCGACACUGCCAGCCCUCGCAACACGUACGGUCACCCUGGAUGAGUGAGGUCCGCUGACGGGCUUUCCCCCCCCCCCAUCCGGUGGGGAUGGGAUGGGAUGGUGGCGGUCCGGGCCAUACCAGUGUCGAUCACGGAGCCGGUGCCAGUGCCGGGGAAGCAAACUAACCUGCCGGUACGGUGAACAACAUGCACUGAGUGCGCUGCUGUAGUGCGAAGGUAGUGCACGUAGUAGGAGGCUAGUAGUGUAGUAGUGUGCCGAACAGCGAGCAAAGUGAUUGGAAUCGAAGAAGGAAACGGGGAAGGUUUACCGGGCGGCCGAAAGUAGUGGCAAUAACCGAAAAAAAAAGAAGAAUUCGUGUGCGUGUGUGUGGGUGCGAGUGUUGUGUGAAAGCAUUCCCAUUACACGGUGACACGGUGCGACGUGAGCAGCAGUGAAAAUGUUAUGUGCUCGGUUGAAAAUCGUCCUCUGCCUUAUACAGCUGCUGGCAAUGCAAGUGUCCCACAGCGUGCUCGGGCUGGAGAGUGUCCACAUACAGGUGCCGGUGGCGGUGCUGGUUGGCACGAGCGCCACGCUCAUCUGCGAGUGCGACCUGCCGGACGACGAGCUCUACUCGGUCAAGUGGUACAAGGGCAAGCACGAGUUUUUUCGCUACACCUCCAAAGAGAUCCCAUCGAUCAAGAUCUUCCCGAAGGCGGGCAUCAGCGUAAAUGUCAACCUGUCGAACGCUAGCCACCUGGUGCUGGUGAACGUGGAGCCGCAGAGCAGCGGCAAGUACAGCUGCGAAAUUACCGAGGCGGCCCCGUCCUUCCACACCAAGAUAGCGACGCGCACGAUGAACGUGGUGGACCUGCCGGCCACCGCGCCCCAGAUCCUGGACAUCAAGCCGUUCUACGGGGCGGAGGAGUUCCUCGAGGUCGAGUGCCGGUCGGGGCCGUCGCUGCCCGCCCCGAAGCUCGAGUGGUUCGUGAACGAUCUGCCGCUGCACCAGCCGCUGCCGGUCCCGUCCCGGCUGGAGUACGGGACGCAGCCCGGCAGCGCCGGCCGACCCACCACCGUCAGCAGCAGCAGCAGCAGUAGCAGUAGCAGGAAAAAACAAUCAGCCAAGUCUUCCUUGCCAGCACCGACGGUGCCACCGUCCACCGAUGGGGAGUCGCGCGAAAACGACCUGGCGGAGGUGCUGCCGGGAAGGCCACGGCCAGCGAUCGGCGCUACGAAUGGUAGUAGCAGCACCACCACUACUAUCACCACCACUACCACCACCAGCAGCACCAGCCAGGAGCCGGCGGGCAACGGCACAUCCGGCGAGCACCGGAAGGUUGCCGGCAACAGUCGCUACGAGCUGGCCGUGUCCCGGCUGAAGCUGCUGCUCGAGCAUGGCCACUUCCGCAACGGCAAGCUGAAGGUGGAGUGUGCAGCGCACAUCUUCGACCUGUACCGGCAGUCGACGGUGGCGACGGCGGACGAAAACUAUCCCCAGGUGCGCGUGCUCUCGAACAGCGAUAAUGGCGUACACUUUUCCUUCAUGAGCGACAAGGACGAAGCUUCAUCGUCCGGAUCGCCCCGAUCGGUGCUGGCGUACCUGCCGGGGCAGCUGGCGCGCCUGGCCGGUACCAUCGGCGGUUGGGCGGCUCACCCGCGGACGGUGCACGGCGGUGGCAAGACGAUUGUUGACACGGGCCAGCCGGCCCUCGUCUCGUACGUGCUGCUGGGCGUUGGCUGGCUCAGCUUGCGGUGGUGGCUCUUCUAGGCCGUUCGGCCCGCUCCAUCCCUGCCGCUAACGGUAACGCUUUCAGCUCUCCACCCAUCGCCGGACGCCGGUGCCGGGAGAAAUCACAGAAGGAAAACCCAGCAACACGCCCGAAACAUUCCAAAGUUGGCCAACGAAUUGUGAAACGAAUUUAUUCGCCCAGCAACCCAAAACCCCGUCACUCCCCGUCUACUUCCCGCUGGAGGUGGUUUUUGUGCGCGCGCGUGUGCAACAGCGCUCCGGCGCUGCGUAUAAUUGUUAAGGAACGUGUUACACUGCCGGCCUCCACCACCCACCACCCCAGAACUAGGCGAGAAAACUUGUUCGGCUCAAUAGAUUGGAAACGGUGGCAAUAGAUUGGACAUGCAUCCGGGUGUGUAAACGCAUGACUGAAACGCUGCAAAAUAAAGGGCACCGACUACGGUUCGCUCGUACGCCGGUAAAGCUCCGAUUAGAGGUCGUGUGAGUUUUGUUAGGUUUUGUUUUGUUUUGUUAGUCAAUUUUCAUGUUCAAAAUUCUUAGCGUUUUACAAAGCAAAACGCAGGAGACCGUUGCCACAGUUUGACUUUGACAGUUCACAGUUGUUAUUUAGAUGAAUUGGGACCUUUUAUAUUUUAAGCCCGAGAGCUGAAAUGUCAGCCUGUCAGUUUAACAAUACAGCAAUUAUCCGCAGUACGCGAUACUCGAUAUACGCGAAUU
This is a messenger RNA of Anopheles merus, 3416 nucleotides long. RefSeq lists its product as uncharacterized. Lineage: Eukaryota; Metazoa; Arthropoda; Insecta; Diptera; Culicidae. The record is from RefSeq and is a predicted model, not a curated record. Bases 1407 to 2717 code for a protein of 436 amino acids. The transcript has 6 exons.